Molecule: messenger RNA, 1728 nt
Organism: Lichtheimia ornata
Lineage: Eukaryota; Fungi; Mucoromycota; Mucoromycetes; Mucorales; Lichtheimiaceae
Exons: 9
Coding region: 1-1728 (575 amino acids)
Biological process (GO): mannose trimming involved in glycoprotein ERAD pathway; carbohydrate metabolic process; endoplasmic reticulum mannose trimming
Cellular component (GO): endoplasmic reticulum; membrane
Molecular function (GO): calcium ion binding; mannosyl-oligosaccharide 1,2-alpha-mannosidase activity
Source: RefSeq, a predicted model, not a curated record
AUGUUCUUUCACGGCUGGGAUAACUAUAUUCGAUUUGCGUAUCCAGAGGAUGAGUUGAAUCCAAUGCUGUGUAAUGGUCGAGGGAGCGACAAACUCAAACCCGACAAUAUCAACAUCAAUGACAUCUUGGGUGAUUAUUCUCUUACUCUGGUGGACACCUUGGAUACCCUAGCUGUUAUGGGAGAACAGAAAGAAUUUGAAAAGGCUGUACGACGUGUCAUUGAUCAGGUCUCCUUUCAUCAAGAUAACAAGGUGCAAAUCUUUGAGCUCAACAUCCGUGCCCUUGGUGGAUUGUUAUCGGCACAUGUUCUUGCAAGCGAUCCUUCACUUGGUCAUACCAUUCCGGGCUACAAGGGCGAGCUUCUUGCACUGGCACAAGAUUUAGCUGAUCGUUUAAUGCCGGCAUUUCAAUAUACCAAGACCGGAAUACCGUUUCCUAGAGUAAACUUAAAGUAUGGUGUUCCCAAGACCGAAACGGUGGAGACAUGUACUGCAGGAGCGGGUAGUCUAUUAUUGGAAUUUGGCGUUUUGAGUCGACUUACGGGUAACCCACAUUAUGAGCAAGUUGCCAAGCGAGCAUUACAUGCAUUGUGGAACAGGCGCUCUGAUUUAAACCUGCUGGGGAACGUGAUCAACAUUCAAACCGGUCAAUGGAUCCAUACAGCAUCUUCUACAGGAGCAGGCAUCGACUCGUACUUUGAAUACUUGCUCAAAGCUUAUGUUUUAUUUGGUGAUCCCGAGUAUUUGGAGAUGUUUGAGGAGUCCUAUGAAGCGAUCAUGCAACACGUACGUGAUCCAGGCGGAUAUCUCUACCGAAAUGUACACAUGAGCACGGGCGCAUUGAUGGCAACAUGGAUCGACAGCUUAAGUGCUUUUUGGCCUGGUGUGCAAGUACUCUAUGGCGAUUUGGAUGCGGCUGUCAAAGGUCACCUCGUUUUUUACAACAUUUGGCGGAAGUACCAUGCAUUGCCAGAACGCUUUGACUUUUAUCGAAAGACCGUUGAUAUCGGUUUCUAUCCCCUACGACCCGAAUUCAUCGAAUCAACGUAUUAUCUUUACCGGGCAACACGUGAUCCAUUUUAUCUUCAUGUUGGCGAGAUGGUCAUUGAAGAUCUUAAUAACCGUACACGAUUACCUUGUGGAUUUGCAAGCAUUGGUGAUGUACGCACCGGCCGACUUGAAGAUCGCAUGGAGAGCUUUCUUCUCAGCGAAACAUUAAAGUACCUCUACCUCCUCUUUGAUACAGAUAAUGAAUUUAAUGCAAUGGACUCUAAUUUUGUGUUCACCACGGAGGGACACUUUUUACCGUUGGCAACCCACCAUCUCACUACCAGCAAUACUUCUUAUCCACUAUAUGCUCAGCACACAACAUGUUAUAAUCCACACUUUAAAUCGUCUCUACAUCACUAUAUUCAACAUCCACACAGCAUCGACAUGUCAUCUAUUGCCUAUCAACCUGAAACCGAUUAUGCAUCUGCUCUUGUUGGUAACACCAAAAACACCAUCAAGGACCUAUACCCAUCUGGACAGUGCACUUCACCUACGGCAGGCAUACAAUCUUUUGACAUUACGUUCAACUCCAAUCGUCGAGGUCGAUAUCGCCAUACUUCGCCAAAAUUGAUGGAAGUUGUUGGAGGUUUUCUUGCAAAAUCACUUUCGGGAUUAAAAGUCGAGAUUACCAAGCGACCUUCAAGGGCAGGUGGUGGCUACCAGGUCACACGAGGUUAG